Protopterus annectens (West African lungfish) is the source of this 1149-nucleotide messenger RNA. RefSeq names its product apolipoprotein A-I-like. NCBI's taxonomy places the organism in Eukaryota, Metazoa, Chordata, Ceratodontiformes, Protopteridae. The record is from RefSeq and is a predicted model, not a curated record. Bases 127 to 897 code for a protein of 256 amino acids. The transcript is spliced from 4 exons.
UAGAUUAAGCACCCUCUUGGUAUAAAAGCAACCUUAUGGGAUGGAGAAAUCUGUAGUUCUGCUGAAAGACGAACUAAAGAACAAGAAGAAGCGACACAGCAGGUAUAAGAAAGAAAUAAGCCCACCAUGAAAAUCAUUAUAGUGAGCCUCGCUCUCCUCUUUUUUACUGGGUCUCAGGCUCGGUAUCUCUGGCAAAAUGAUGCUCCUCCCCCAUCAAAUCCAGCAGAGGUGAUAUUGGCAGGCAUAUAUGAUUAUAUAGAGGCUGAUAAGCAGAAUAGCAAGAAGUUACUUGAACACAUAGAACGUUCAGAAAUUGGUCAACAAUAUGGCCUGAAAUUUUCAGAAACCUUUGAUGAACUAGAUGCCAAAGCUCAAGAAGUGAAGAAGGCACUUGCAGAAUUCUUGGCUGACUGGCGUAUGCGGCUGAGGAAGGUAGGGGAACCAAUGUUGCAGCAAGCCAGGGUUGACUUAGAAAGUGCCUAUGAUAAGUUUAUGCCCAUUAUGGAAGAACUAAGAGUAAAGAUUUCUAGUCAUUUCGAUACGAACAAAGAAAAGCUGAUAGCCCUCGCUGAAGAGAUGAGAGCCAGUACACAGAAGACUUCAACAGACUUCAGAGAAAAGGUGACACCACUUGGUCAAGAAUUAGUCCAAAAAAUACGUGCACUUGCUGAAAGUUUGAAGCCAUUAGGACAAAAGAUACAUGAGAGGUAUGGCCCAAUAAGAGAAAGAGUGCAUGAAAGAGUGAGCCAGGGUUUGGACACAGCAAAAGAGAGGCUGUCUUCCACAGCAGAGGGUGCAGUAGCGAAGCUGGGCCCAUUCCUACACUAUUUUAGGGUCAGAAUUGCAGACAUACUAGAAAGUAUAAGCCAGAGCAUAAGUGAGAAAUCUGCUAGCUAACUUUUCUUAACCAGAGGAACAAAGAAUUUUUCAUCAUAAACAUAAGACUCGUUUAUUGUCUUUGUCUACCCCAGAUUUUCCUUUAUAAUGUGGAUUAGUGGGCCUAGGUUAUCAAUGACGUAACUACUGCUCGUUUUUCUUUCCUAAGUGUAUGGCCUUAUGCUUUCCUGUGUGUCAGGCGUUAUUGUUAUUUCUCUAUGGCUGUUAAUUUCUACUGCUAAAUUAUUCAAUAAAAAACACAUUACACAUUAA